Daldinia loculata is the source of this 297-nucleotide messenger RNA. RefSeq lists its product as uncharacterized. The transcript is spliced from 2 exons. The record is from RefSeq and is a predicted model, not a curated record. The coding region runs from base 1 to 297 and encodes 98 amino acids. NCBI's taxonomy places the organism in Eukaryota, Fungi, Ascomycota, Sordariomycetes, Xylariales, Hypoxylaceae.
AUGGCUCGUUUCUUCGCUGCUCUACUGGCCGCCGCCGCCAUGCUCCAGGUCGGCUCUGCUGCCCCGUUCCCGUACACCAACGGGACUUCCCUUGCUCCUCGUUCCUCGUUUGCAUCGGGCGCAGUUAACAGCACGGUCUCGCAUGAGGUCCUCAAGCGCCGACUCAGGGAAACACUUAACGUAUUAGCCCAGGUUAAGCUAAGGACAGUCCUAAUCAUUCAAAUCGAUACUUUCAACGGUCCGAAGCUACUAGUGAUGGUGCUACAUAAAGCAAGAAACGAAAGAGAGAACCACUAG